Messenger RNA from Balaenoptera ricei (Rice's whale), 1120 nucleotides. RefSeq names its product tetraspanin 6 (gene TSPAN6). Gene Ontology annotation, cellular component: membrane. Bases 121 to 858 code for a protein of 245 amino acids. The transcript has 8 exons. The record is from RefSeq and is a predicted model, not a curated record. NCBI's taxonomy places the organism in Eukaryota, Metazoa, Chordata, Mammalia, Artiodactyla, Balaenopteridae.
CUCUUCUCAGUCGCAGACGCUCGUAACUUUUCGGCACUUUCCGGGGAGACUCGGGGGCUCCGCGCCUCGCUCACUCUGUUCCGAUCGCCUGGCGCGGCGGGGCAGGGUCUCGGGCUAGUCAUGGCGUCCCCGUCUCGGAGGCUGCAGACCAAACCGGUCAUCACUUGUUUCAAGAGCGUCCUCUUGAUCUACACAUUCAUCUUCUGGAUCACUGGUGUUAUCCUUCUUGCUGUUGGCAUUUGGGGCAAGGUGAGCCUAGAGAAUUAUUUUUCCCUUUUAAAUGAGAAGGCCACCAAUGUCCCCUUCGUGCUCAUUGGCACUGGCACUGUCAUUAUUCUUUUGGGCACCUUCGGCUGUUUUGCUACCUGCCGAGCUUCUGCAUGGAUGCUAAAACUGUAUGCAAUGUUUCUGACUCUCAUUUUUUUGGUUGAACUGGUCGCUGCCAUCGUAGGAUUUGUUUUCAGACAUGAGAUUAAGAACAGCUUUAAGAAUAAUUAUGACAAAGCUUUAAAGCAAUAUAACGCUACGGGAGAUUAUAGAAGCGAUGCAGUAGACAAGAUCCAAAAUACGUUGCACUGUUGUGGUGUCACCGACUAUAGAGACUGGAAGGAUACUAAUUAUUACUCAGAAAAAGGAUUUCCCAAGAGCUGCUGUAAACUUGAAGGUUGUUCUCCUCAGAGAGAUGCAGAUAAAGUAAACAAUGAAGGUUGUUUUAUAAAGGUGAUGACCAUUAUAGAGUCAGAAAUGGGAGUUGUUGCGGGAAUUUCUUUUGGAGUUGCUUGCUUCCAGCUGAUUGGAAUCUCUCUAGCCUACUGCCUCUCUCGCGCCAUAACAAAUAACCAGUAUGAGAUAGUGUAACCAGCACAACACGGGCCUAUUCCUCUCCAACUUUAAGGAUAUUAACAUCCCCACCCCCAACCCUGUGAAUUACAAGAUCGCCUGGAUGGAAGACCGACAUUUCUUACAGAUAGAUUGAAAAACUAUACCAGUAGUCUGAUUCGAUCAAGACAUUUGCUUGAUAUGUUCGAAGUCCACCUUUUGUCCCAUUCAUGUUAGAUAGUUGAAAUCCCCAUGUCACUCUGAAACACUGGAAGAGCUUAGUAAAUUGUAAAUGAAGCAA